GGAGAAGACGCACACGAAAGUUGCAUGUCUUGUGCUUCUGCAGACGAACUCGCUGGCGCCGGAGAAAUUACAUAAUUCUUCCAUUCUCUAGUGUCGUGAUUAAUGGUUAACGCUGCUGGCCGGUCAAUGCGAAGUGUUUACGAAGACUGCGGAUAAGUGAUGACUGAUAAAGAUUCCUAAACAAAUGCGAACCACAAGCGAAAGUGCAGCAAAGGAAAAUAGUGCGUAGAAACCGUGCGUCCGAGAUUCGUUUGGCAGCAAUGUACGGUCAGAUAUUCCUUCCAUCUAGCGCCAACGCGAAUUGAGAUGCAGUGACGAGAAAACAUCGAAGUUAUUCUGCUACUUUACUUCCCGCGUCGAAAAGAAACGUAACAUUCCGUACUGCCAUAGUUAGGAGCAGUGGCCAUUCCCAGUCAGUGUUGGACAGGAAGUAGAUUUGCCAAACUAAACGAAAAAGGUUUCAAAGCACGAACACACAUCAUCAGCAUGGACCGGUUAGGAAUUUCACCGCUAGGAUCCACCCCCGCUGCUGGUCAAUUCCGUAAUCCGUUCGGGUGGAGGCCAUGGAUGGAGCAGCAUGGGGCCGCCGCGGCCGCUCCCGGUGCCAAGGGACUGAAGGGUAUCGUAGCUGGUGGCAUCACAGGUGGUAUCGAGAUCUGCAUCACCUUCCCGACGGAGUACGUCAAGACGCAGCUGCAGUUGGACGAGAAGGGUGCGACCAAGCAGUACAACGGCAUCAUGGAUUGCGUGAAGAAGACGGUCAAAACAAACGGCGUCCUCGGAUUGUACCGUGGUCUCAGUGUGCUGCUCUACGGUUCCAUCCCAAAGUCGGCCGUGAGAUUCGGGGCAUUCGAGAGCCUCAAGGGUCGACUGAUGGAGCCUAACGGGCAGCUGAGCACAUCCGGCAAGCUGCUGGCGGGCCUGGGUGCCGGUGUGGCCGAAGCAAUCCUGGCCGUCACGCCGAUGGAGACGGUCAAGGUGAAGUUCAUCAACGACCAGCGCAGUGCGACGCCCAAGUUCAAGGGAUUUUUCCACGGUGUCGGCAUGAUCGUGCGCCAGGAGGGCCUGUCCGGGGUGUACAAGGGGCUAACGGCGACUAUCAUGAAGCAGGGCUCAAACCAAGCGAUCCGCUUCUACGUCAUGGAAUCGCUCAAGGACGUGUACAAGGGAGGCGACCAGUCGAAGCCGGUACCAAAGAUGGUGGUCGGUGCAUUCGGUGCCGUCGCCGGGGCCGCGUCCGUGUUCGGUAAUACACCGAUCGACGUAGUGAAGACGCGCAUGCAGGGUUUGGAAGCGGCCAAGUACAAGAACACCAUGGACUGCGCGAUGCAGAUCUGGCGCAACGAGGGCCCGGCCGCCUUCUACAAGGGCACCGUGCCGCGUCUCAGUCGCGUCUGUCUGGAUGUUGCGAUCACGUUCAUGAUCUACGACUCGUUUAUGGAUCUGUUCAACAAGUUCUGGCGCUAGUCGCCCGCCAUUGAGUGUGACUCAUGCGGGAACAUUUCCGAGCUACCACGUUUUGUGCCCAUCAUCAUCAUAAUAUCGACAACAUCGCGUCCUACACAAACAGCAUGAUGACAAACGCGUUGUCGGACCAACAGAUAAGCAGAAACAACAGCGAGCCCGAGUAGGCGUCGUUACUCGGGGAAAGGUACGCAAUACGGCGAACGACAUUCCGGAGUACAUUCAGGGAUUUUUUGGACGACGGGUAAAAGGCAAAACGAAUAGGCGAUGGCGGUCAUCAAUCUUCCUCUAAUGGUCUCGAUAUCAUCAACACCCGUUUUCCGCCUGUUCCCGAUAGGGGGCCUCCCAAUGACACACGAACUAGAGUUACAAAACAAUAGCGUCGCACAGAAUUUACCAUGUAGGUUUCAAUGUGUAGGCACAACUUAAAUGCAACGACUGUCGCUUACAAUAAUAUAAGUACUAGUGUCCACCCGUUGUUAGGGAAAACGGGGAGGAAAAAUCUAUACCAUCCGUGAU
Molecule: messenger RNA, 1983 nt
Organism: Anopheles coustani
Lineage: Eukaryota; Metazoa; Arthropoda; Insecta; Diptera; Culicidae
Gene: sea
Product: putative tricarboxylate transport protein, mitochondrial
Exons: 4
Coding region: 487-1467 (326 amino acids)
Biological process (GO): mitochondrial citrate transmembrane transport
Source: RefSeq, a predicted model, not a curated record